CGAGACUUGUUUGGUCGGUCACGUGAUCUCGCGUGGCCAAGACGUUGCAGGGGCAAGUCAGUUGGGUCGGGUGUCGAACUGGACGCCGGUAGGCCGCUUUCCCAGUUCUCUCUCUCUCUCUCUCUCUUUUCCGGGCUACGGGCGGCUGGAUUCUUUCUCUCUUUCUCCCAUUUGUGCAGGCUGACACGUUCUCUCGCCCCGGCCUUGGGUCGAAGCCGGGAAGGGUACACUCGGAAGACGGGCUGCCUCCGAGGGAUAGAUAGGUCUGUGCUGCGGCGCCCCCCGAGGCUGGUGGCCCAGGCAAGUCCUCGGGCUGGCUUUGGCCUCCCUUGUCGGAGCCGUUCAGUUGCCUCGCAAUGAAUGACUGCUGUGCGCGCGAGGAGCCUUGGCGCGUCGUUCGCGGCUCGUUUUCCCACGGCGUCCCUGGCAGCGUUGCCUCCCUAAGACUCCCCGCGAAGGAGCCAUCUGACGGGUUGACGGAUUGACGGUUCGCCUUUAUAGCGGUUGGUGGCUUUUGUAAAGUUAAGUGGCCUGCAGUCAUUUUCUGGCAGAACUGAGAUAAAUUCUAUUUGAUUUACUCCAAUGAAUUCAAGUUUCAAACAUUAUCCAGUUAUCCUUAUAUCCAACAACAAUGAGAUUUCUACUGGUUUUUGAUUUUGAUCAUACAAUUGUAGAUGAGAACAGUGAUACCUGGAUUGUUAAAUGUGCACCGGGUUCAAAACUUCCUGAUGAAAUAAUAAACUCCUAUCAAAAGGGACAUUGGACAGAAUACAUGGACAGAGUUUUUAGAUAUCUGGGAGAUAAUGGAGUAAGAGAAGAAGAUAUGAAAAGGACUAUGACAACAAUCCCAUUCACUUCAGGAAUGAUAGAUCUUUUAGAUUUUAUUGGCAAACACAAAGGCUUUUUUGAUUGCAUAAUUAUAUCAGAUUCCAAUACUGUCUUUAUUGACUGGAUUUUAAAAGCAGCAAAUGUUUUUCAACUAUUUGAUGAAGUGUUUACAAACCCUGCAAGUUUUGAUAGCUUUGGCUAUCUUUCUGUACAGAAUUGUCAUAUCCAUGAUUGUACAAAGUGCCCCAUAAAUUUGUGUAAGAGGAAAGUUUUAGAAGAAUUUUUAGAAAGCAAUUUAACUUCAAGAGUUAAAUACUCACAAAUUGUAUAUAUAGGUGACGGGGGAAAUGAUCUGUGUCCUGUAAUGUGUUUAAAAAAGAAUGAUGUUGUUAUGCCACGCCAUGGGUAUAUUUUGGAGAAAAUGAUUUCUCAAUUAGCUCAGGAUCUUGUUCCAUUGGAAGCAUCAGUUCUCCUUUGGUCUUCUGGUGUUGAGAUUCUUGCCUACUUAGAAUUGCUUAUAAAAGAAUAGUUCCCAUUUAGCCUAACAACAGCAACUUGGUGCUACUGUCUUGCCUUUCUCAUAGUAGAACCUUUCUUUAUGGAUAUUAGAAAAAUCACAUGUUGUUUACAUCAUUUUGUCUUCCCUUUCCUUGUAGAAAAUCAAUAUAUAGUUAGUAGGAUGAAUAAUUUAAUGAAGCAGAUGCCAAAAUUAUUAUUAAAUGUAAUAGUCAUCUGUGUCAUUUCAGAUGAACUAUUAAGGUCUGUUCUAUAAUAUAUGGUAAAUUCUGUUUAAUUAUAUAUUGGCAUCCAUGAUAGUAUACAUUCAAAUUGGCUCUUACCAAUAAAGAGGAGGGGAAAGCAAAUCCCAUUGUGUAAGUGGAAAUCCCGCUCAAAUAAUUGCCGUCAUUUGCUGUUUUUCAAAAAAAAUAGCAGAAUAUUAUUUCUUAGAAUUGAAAAACACUCUCAUAGUCCUGUAAAACCAUAGAGAUCCAGAUUAUUUUUGUAACCAAUUACAAUACAACAGUUGGUUGCAGUUUAGUGGUAUCAAACUGAAAGAAUGCAUAAAUAAAAAUAAUACCCAUUUUUCUCCUAUUUAACAAAUAUUCUACAUCAGUCAAUCUGGUUAAAGGUAAUGCACCAAUACAAAUAAAUGUAGGCAAUACUGACUACUGUUUAAUACUAUCUGAUUUAACUGUCCAUAGAAGUGUUGGUUUUAUCUGCAAAUAAACCAUAAGAAUGCAAAUGAGAUGAUGCACAGAGAGAGAUGUAUUUCCUUUCAUAAGCAAAAUACUUUAUAUGAAUCCAGUUCAAUUCUGUGCAUGUUUACUAAGAAGUAGGCCAGUGGGAUUUAUUCCUAAGUAAACUACGUAGAACUGAAGCCUUACAAAAAAUAAUUAUGUAAAAUGAAGAGUAUAAUAUGUCAGUGCCACAAAGACAAAAUCACUGCUUCAAUUUAUUACUAAGGCACCACAUUUAUCUUUGCUAAUACCUGUGAGGUAUAAUCUUUCUUUUUAUGUAAUUUUGUUACAAAUAUGAAAAUCUUGGAACAGGAGGACUGUAUUAGGCUAUCUGCAAAAAAUAUGACAUUGUCUUUUUCAACUAGUAAAUGUUAUUAAGAGGCAUAAGCCUUCAUAAGCUGAAACUCAGUUCAUGACAAUCUAUGCCUUUUAUUAAAAUUGGUUAGAAAAUGUGCUGCCAAACUCCUCUUAAUAUAAAAGUUAUAUCUGGAAGUUUUAAAAAAGGGCAUAAAUUGAUAAGCAGUUUUGUGUUGGUCUUUUUAGCCUUUGCAAAAAGUGAAUGUGUGAAAAUUGGUUUAAUAUGUAGAAUUGUAUAUAUGGAUAAUGUAUUUUUUUAGUUUAAAAUUAAUGAAAGGAGAAGAUUAAAAAAUUAGUUCAAUAUUAGCUGGCUCUCAGAUAUUAAUUUAUGUUGGUCUUAAUGAGUAGGUUAUUUAACUAUCUGGUAAAAUUUCAGAUAUUGAGUACAUUUGAUAUAGUGAACAAUGAAUUUGCUUAGAAAUCCGUAUUUCACUUGUUAUUCUUUGAAAUACUAUGUGCCUACUAAAAUUUUUGGAAUAUGUGUACUAUUUAAAAUAACAAUGAUUAAUUUAUCCCAUUUGUAGUUUUUAUUUAAGAUGUAUGCUUAUAAAGAUAACAAUUAAAUAUUUUAUUACUGAAACUACCUGUUAAAUAUUUUGCCUUAACUGUAGAAUAUAGUGAUUAUAUAAAUCAACAGAAACAACAUGCUGUAUUGGACCUAACCUAACAGAUGUUUAGUUGAUUAGUAUAAAAAGAACAUUGGUUUUCUAUUUCUUCCUCUGUUGGCGAUACACUAUAUAUUAAAGCUUUUUCUAACAAA
This is a messenger RNA of Pantherophis guttatus, 3183 nucleotides long. It is a transcript of the gene PHOSPHO2, whose product is annotated as phosphatase, orphan 2. Lineage: Eukaryota; Metazoa; Chordata; Lepidosauria; Squamata; Colubridae. The record is from RefSeq and is a predicted model, not a curated record. Gene Ontology annotation, molecular function: phosphatase activity.